AUUAAUUCCUCCACUUCACAGUUAUUUCACCUUUGUUAAUUCAAGGUCGCUGUUCUCAACUUCCCCUCUUCCUCCGCAGCUAGAUUCAUCGCCGCCACCAUCUCUCUCUCUCUCUAGAUUCCAACUGUGUGUGUGAGAAGAUCUCUGAAGAAAACUUAAAAUUUUUGUAUUUUGUGAAGUCCUUGUUGGAGCUGGUCUCCCAAUUCAAGCUGCUUGUAAAUUGACCCAGGGAAGUUUUUCGUUACCUGUUCGGUACGCUGAGGUUCAAUGUCAUUCCGAAGUAUAGCACGCGAUAUAAGAGACAGUUUUGGGAGUUUAUCACGUAGGCAUUUUGAUGUGAGGCUUUCCGGUCAUCAUAGAGGUAAAUCACAUGGUUCGUUGCAUGACUUGAGUGACCAGCCUAUAGUGAUUCAGAAUAGCCGCUGGGCUAAUCUUCCACCCGAGCUACUUUACGAUGUGAUUAGAAGGUUGGAGGAGAGUGAGAGUACUUGGCCGGCCCGAAAACAUGUGGUUGCAUGCGCCGCUGUUUGCCGAUCAUGGAGGAGCAUGUGCCAGGAAAUUGUUAAAAUUCCCGAGUUGUCCGGGAAGCUCACUUUUCCAGUUUCACUAAAGCAGCCGGGGUCUCGAGAUGGAACCAUCCAAUGCUUUAUCAAGAGGGACAAAUCUAACUUAACUUACCAUCUGUUUUUGUGUCUUAGCCCUGCUUUACUAGUUGAGAAUGGGAAGUUCCUUCUCUCUGCAAAACGAACUCGUAGGACUACUUGCACCGAGUAUAUUAUCUCAAUGGAUGCAGACAACAUUUCGAGAUCAAGUAGCACAUACAUUGGAAAACUCAGAUCAAAUUUCCUUGGCACCAAGUUCAUAAUAUUCGACACGCAGCCUCCACAUAAUUGUUCGCACAUCGCACCUCCGGGGAGAACCAGCCGCAGGUUCUACUCCAAGAAAGUUUCCCCGAAAGUGCCAACUGGCAGCUACAGCAUAUCCCAAAUUUCAUACGAACUAAACGUGCUCGGCACGCGGGGCCCACGGAGGAUGAACUGCACUAUGCACUCAAUCCCCGCCUCGUCCAUGGAACCCGGUGGGGUGGUGCCUGGGCAGCCCGAGCUUCUCUCUCGGCCCCUCGAGGACUCGUUCCGCAGCAUCUCUUUCUCCAAGGCCCUCGACGUCUCUACAGAAUUCAGCAGCUCGAGAUUUUCUGACAUCGCCGGUAUAUCAAAUUCGGACGACGACAGCAAGCCGAGGCCCUUGGUUCUCAAGAACAAGUCUCCGAGAUGGCACGAGCAGCUGCAGUGCUGGUGCCUCAACUUCCGAGGGCGGGUGACCGUCGCCUCUGUGAAGAACUUUCAGUUGAUUGCGGCCACACAGGCGCCGCCGCCUCCACCACCUAGCGCUCCUCCGGCUGGGUCUCAGCCGGCGCAGUCGGACCACGAUAAGGUCAUUCUACAGUUUGGUAAGGUUGGGAAGGACAUAUUCACCAUGGACUAUAGGUAUCCUCUUUCUGCCUUCCAAGCAUUUGCUAUUUGCUUGAGCAGCUUUGAUACCAAAUUGGCUUGUGAAUAGAGAACAUAGCCAUGAUUUGUUGUUGAAAAGAAGUUAUUACAUGCAAAUCUACUUCAACAUUUGUACAUUUUCAUUGAAAAGGAUAUUGUUGUAUUUUUCCUUUA
This is a messenger RNA of Salvia hispanica, 1664 nucleotides long. RefSeq names its product tubby-like F-box protein 8. Lineage: Eukaryota; Viridiplantae; Streptophyta; Magnoliopsida; Lamiales; Lamiaceae. The record is from RefSeq and is a predicted model, not a curated record. Gene Ontology annotation, molecular function: protein binding.